CCCCAACAUGGGCCCUCCGGGCCCCUUCCAGUCGCAUCCGCGACACCCCAGCAUGGGCCCUCCGGGCCCUUUCCAGUCGCAUGCGCGACACCCCAACAUGGGCCCUCCGGGCCCCUUCCAGUCGCAUGCGCGACACCCCAGCAUGGGCCCUCCGGGCCCUUUCCAGUCGCAUCCACGACACCCCAGCAUGGGCCCUCCGGGCCCCUUCCAGUCGCAUCCGCGACACCCCAGCAUGGGCCCUCCGGGCCCCUUCCAGUCGCAUUCGCGACACCCCAGCAUGGUCGCAUCCGCAACCCCAGCAUAGGUCCUCCGGGCCCCUUCCAGUCGCAUCCACGACACCCCAGCAUGGGCCCUCCGGGCCCUUGUCAGUCGCAUCCGCGACCCCCCAACAUGGGCCCUCCGGGCCCCUUCCAGUCGCAUCCGCGACACCCCAGCAUGGGCCCUCCGGGCCCUUUCCAGUCGCAUGCGCGACACCCCAACAUGGGCCCUCCGGGCCCCUUCCAGUCGCAUCCGCGACACCCCAGCAUGGGCCCUCCGGGCCCUUUCCAGUCGCAUCCGCGACACCCCAGCAUGGGCCCUCCGGGCCCCUUCCAGUCGCAUGCGCGACACCCCAACAUGGGCCCUCCGGGCCCCUUCCAGUCGCAUCCACGACACCCCAGCAUGGGCCCUCCAGGCCUCUUCCAAUCGCAUCCGCAAGACCUUACUAACGUCAGCUCCACGACACCCCAGAGCUGGGCCCUCAGGCUUCACUUUGGUCGCAUCCGCGACACCUUAUCCGGGUCCUCCUGUAACAGCGUGGUCAUAUCCGCAGCACCCAAACCUGAGUGCCCGGCCUCACCAUGA
Volvox carteri f. nagariensis is the source of this 843-nucleotide messenger RNA. RefSeq lists its product as uncharacterized. The transcript is spliced from 2 exons. Lineage: Eukaryota; Viridiplantae; Chlorophyta; Chlorophyceae; Chlamydomonadales; Volvocaceae. The record is from RefSeq and is a predicted model, not a curated record. The annotation marks the transcript as partial.